UGCUGUGUCGGCGUCGCUGAUAACUGGACCGUCGCUGGCUCAAUGAACGGAGUAUGCCGAACUACUGCCUUGCGGUAGCCAUCGGUGAUCAGCUGCACGGAAGUUUCGUUGUCGUGUUACCGUGUUGUGUCAUGUAGUGACAACAAAGCGCGCUGGCGACUUUUCGUACGCUAUGCCCUGUAGCAAGCGACAGUCAGCUGAAUCGGCACAAGUCGCGAAGCACGUACUUAAAGGCGGGCUUUUAACCAUGCCCGCGCACAGUUACUUUGGGCAUUCAUUCCAUGGUGUUAUUACUAGAGCGUCAUUUGACACAUUCAGUGUGAUCGGUCAUGUCCAAGUGUAAACCGCAGCAUGUGCCAUACGUUUAGCUUAGCCGGCAAAGGCUUGUGAACGUAGCCAAUCGACGGCUGUAAUGGUGUGGGAUCUUGACUAGCGCCAUGUAUGAAACGCACAGGAUGCGGGUCCAGUCGUCGUCUUCUCAUCAGACAAACUGUGCCAGGAUCCGAAUAAUGUGAAUAUCGUGUGCAUUUACGUGCGUUCAUUGUGCCUUCGAAACCUAGCGGGUCUCCCACAACGUCAGGAGGCACGAAAAAGAAGGGGUUUUGGCCAUGGCCGACGUCUCGAGCUCCAAGACAGCCGAGGAAGGCUGUUCAGCGGCAGUGGAGCCAGACUUGCUGGUGCCCGUCUCGAUGAGUCCUGAAAACAGAGCAGUUUGGCGUCCUCCAACAACCGUUGAGGAGAUCGCCAACCUCUGCGUCCUGUGUACAUCCUGUGGAGCUCAGGUUAAUCAUCAUCGCAAGAGCAAGUUUCACAAGCACAAGCUUCUAAACGUAAUUGUUUGUAAACGGUGCUACCAGUACUACGGUGAUGGCCAGUUUCGACAGCCAGGCAGCGAUAGUGACGAGUACUGCAGUUGGUGUGCGGAAGGUGGUAUCCUGGUUUUGUGCGACCGUUGUGGCCGUGUCUUCUGCAAAGAGUGCAUCAGCCGCAACUUCUCCUGUCAAGAGCUGAGCCAUAUCGAGUCACUAGAUGAGUGGCAGUGCUUCGUGUGUGAUCCUGCUCCGCUUGAACCUAUGGUGAACUAUGCCAAUGUGAUCACUAACUACAGUCGACAGCUGAAGAAACAGAGGCCAUCAAGCACACGCAGCAAAAGGCCAAAACUUUCCGAAACUGACAUGAGGAACCUGGUGCUCAAUAAGGCGAGAGAAAUCAAGCACUCCCUCUCAGAACUAGCCAGACGACCAGAAGGGUUCCUAGCAGAAGCAAGCAAGCUGCUUCGUGACCAUGCUAGUGCUUUGUCUUGCAUGGCUGAAAAUGUGGAAACCUGUCAGAGGCAGCAUCUGAGGUCUGUAAAACGUGCCAAUAGAAAGAAACAUGGUAAAAACAGUUACCAUGAGGCUUUACCGUCAGUGGGCUCUCAGCCAAGUGUCAUUGCGACAACCGAGAACGAAAGGCUAAUUGCAGUUGAUGGAGAACAGCAUAUCGGUGGAUCUGAUAGAGACAACUGGAAAGAUAAGCAAGUGCAAGGGAGGAGCGAGUUAAGCUCUCAAGAUAAAACCAACGGUGUAGAAGUUAACCCCACAACUGAAAUAUUAGAUGUGUCAGCAAUUAAGAGAGAAAUCAACAGUCCAGAAGCUAGCCCCAGGCCUGAAGUGCCGGACGAAUCUGCAAUGAAGAUAGAAAUCGACAUUGCAGAAGUUAGCCGCAUAACUGAAAUGCUGAAUAUGUCUGAAACUAAGACAGAACUGGGGACAGAUGGGUGUUUUGAACAUUCUGCAGCAGGAAAUGGCGAUAGUGCAACUCGUGGAACCCUGAACAGCCCACUAACUGUUAACUCGGGUGGUGAAUUGCCAUCUUUGGCUGCAAAUAUCAAAUCUGAAGAUGUUUCCGAGAAUCUCAUUUCGGGCCUCCCCAUGGAGAUCAGUAGUAAGCACUGUAGCAUAGCUUCCAAGAAUGACGACAAAGAGACUGCUCCCACUGAAACUGAAGUUAAAGUGCAAGACAUAGAAGAAAGUCCACCCACUGGAAAUGCUUCCUCUGUCGCCGAUGAGCUAAGCUCUUCUACUUCAAGUGACAGUGAUUUUGAGAUUGGCACAAAGUCCUCAGCUUUUCAGUUUAAGUUUGUUAGGAAAGGCAAAGGUGGCAGCAAACCACCUUCAUCUUCUGAAGAGGACAGCAGCACGACAAGUGAGAGUUCCGAAACCGUUGAGGAGUGGGAGCAAAAGACUCGGCGUGCAACUCGUAGGCAGCUUUAUGAUAGCAAAAAGAGGCGCUCCAAAGUCGGCAGAUCCGCCCGAGCGAAACGCUCACGGAUGUCUAGUUGGCUCGUAAGUGAUUCCAGUGAAUCGUCAAGUGAGACCAGUGAUUGUUUGGAUGAUGAUGACGAAUGGCGGGAUUCAUCGCGGAGUAAAUCACGUGCUCAGAAGCGCAAGGCUUCUACUAAAAAGAAGUGUGCUUCUCGUGCUCCACCACCGAUGUCAGAAGAAGUUCUUCAGAGAUAUCUGGAAGAGGCAUUUGAGAGAUAUCAGGAUCCAAAGCUUACGAUGUGUGUGACUGUGGAUUUAGAACGGCUUGAGGUUGAUCAUUCGCAGUAUGCUCCAAAGUGUAUGACAUACGAGACAGAUGAGUGGAGCGGUGCCGAGGAACUAGAGGAUUCUUUCAACACUGCAAAGACACGGUUGUAUGAUUCAAGUAAUGACGGUGAUGAAGGAGAAGUUGGCGUGUCACCUACAAAGAGCCAGGACGGUGAUGGCAAAGGGCGCAGAAACAUCCGUAAGCUCAUCUCAGAUGAAGAGCUUGCUCAGCAGACUAAGGCAGCUGCUGAGGCAGAAGAAGAAAGAAAACGACGCAUUGCUGAAAGGCGGAAGCUGUACUACGAAGUCCUAGGAACUCAAGUUGGAGAAACUCAUGAGAAGAUGACGGAACUGGUGCUUGAAAUGGACCUGCAGACAAAGGAGCCCCUUGUGCAAGUCAAUGAAAAGCUCGUCAAGUUCAUGAAGCCUCAUCAGGUGAAAGGUGUCAAGUUCAUCUAUGACUGUGUCAUUGAGUCAUUGGAGAUGCUGAAAAAGGACCCAGAAAAAGGAUCUGGCUGCAUCUUGGCUCACUGCAUGGGACUGGGAAAAUCAUUCCAGGUGAUAUCUUUCCUGCACACAAUGAUGACCCACAAAGAGGCUGGUGCCUUGCUUAACACUGCCCUUGUUAUAUGUCCCUACAACACUGUCUACAAUUGGGCUAAUGAAUUUGACCAAUGGCUACAUAGAAAUGGAAUAGACAUGAAGGUGUAUGAAGUGUCUUCCAUGAAAGUAAAUACGCUGAGGCUGGAGACGCUAGAGAGGUGGCACAACGAAGGUGGUGUGGCCAUCAUCGCCUACAGCUUGUUCUGUCAUCUCAUAAAAGGAAGCGGCAAACGAAAGAAAACGGCAUGGCUCAGUCGAUACAAGAAAAUCCUCCUCAACCCAGGGCCACGCCUUGUAAUUUGUGACGAAGGACAUGUGCUGAAGAAUGCUAGCACUAGCUUGUCCAAAGCACUGAGUUCCAUGAAGACUGGCCGGAGGAUCGUCCUGACCGGUACCCCCUUGCAGAACAACCUGACAGAAUAUCAUUGCAUGGUGAGCUUUAUUAAGCCAGGACUCCUUGGAACAAAGACUGAGUUUAUCAACCGAUUUGUGAACCCUAUUGCCAAUGGACAGUGUGCGGACUCCACCUUUCAUGAUGUACAGCUGAUGAAAAAGAGGGUCCAUAUCCUUCACCGUCUUCUUGAAGGAUUUGUACAGCGCUGUGACAAGACUGCCCUGGCUCCAUACCUUCCCCCCAAGCACGAGUAUGUGAUCAGGGUACGGCUGUCCGACAUACAAGUGUCGCUGUAUCGGCACUUUCUGGAGCACCUCACGCUGGGCGCCGGCGACCAGCGAAUGAACAACAUUUCACUCUUCACGGACUACUUCACUCUGCAGAACAUCAGUACGCACCCUCUGCUGCUUGAGCUUAGCGACGACAGGGUUUCCGCCAGAGAUUUUCUCAAGGACGACGAUGAAGAAGAGAGUGACAGUGCCAUCCCUUUCAUCGAUGAUGAUGUUGUCUCAGAGAAAAGCACACCUGAGGCAACUGAUGAGGAGGUUGACGCUGCAGACACUGGAGGGGAUCCAGCUGCUCUAUCGAAAGAGGGACCUGAAAAGGACGACAUUGAUGGUGGAAGUGGGGCUGUCCAGUCUACGUCAUUAUACCACACAAGGAGUCGAGGUGACGUAGACAACCGGCCACCUACGCCACAAGAGCUGAGAAAGAAGCAGUGGUGGGAUGAAUAUGUCUCUGAAGAAGAAAUCGAGAAGCUGCAGAUCAGUGGGAAACUCACCUUAUUUUAUGACAUCCUCCAAGAAUGUGAUGCCAUUGGUGACAAAGUUUUACUUUUCAGUCAGAGCCUGUUGACUCUGGACUUGGUGGAAAGGAUGCUUGAGCAUUGCAACGGGCAGCCAGCAACAGGUGACACCGAAACAGAUGUCGCAGAUCCCACUGACCCAUUGAAAGACUGCCACAACACGUGGGUGCUGGGCAUCGACUACUUCCGCAUUGAUGGUGCGACGUCGGUGGAUUUGCGCUCACGCUGGAUCAGCAUGUUCAACGAUGAAAACAACCACCGUGGUCGUUUGUUCCUCGUGUCGACAAGGGCGGGCUCGCUGGGCACUAACCUUGUGGGUGCGAAUCGUGUGGUGCUCAUGGAUGCCUCGUGGAAUCCCACACAUGACACGCAGGCCAUCUUUCGUGUGUAUCGGUUUGGCCAGAAGAAGCCUGUUUUCAUCUAUCGCCUACUCGCACAGGGGACUAUGGAGGAGAAGAUCUACAACCGCCAGGUGACCAAACUGGCACUGGCAUGCCGUGUGGUGGAUAAGCGACAUGUCGGGCGUCUCUUCAAUGCAGCUGAGCUUGUCGAUCUGUACACCUUCAACCCAGUGGGCAAGGACGAACCACAGUCUACACCUAAGGUGCCAAGCGACCGGCUUCUGGCAGAGCUGCUGAUCCGCAACAAAGACUGGAUUGUGUCCUACCAUGAGCAUGAUUCACUGCUCCAGAAUGUCAAAACGGAGGAACUGACAGAGGAAGAGCAUAAGUUAGCUUGGGAAGAGUACAAGAACGAGCGUGAGGGACGAAUCGUUGCCUCAACACCAACAGACACUGCUUUGACACCUGUGCCGGCAACCAUGGCAAUGAAAGCAAAGCCAACCAGCCUACGCCGACUUCCUCGUGAUGGCAAGAAAGCUAGAAAACGUCGUCCAAGGCCAAAAGUUAUUCGAAUACCGAUACACGUGCCCAUGGGCACUGGGGCAACAGCAUCAGCUACAUCCACACCAAUGUUUGUAAGCUCAACAAUGGGAGUGAUGACAAUGACAACCGCAAGCGGCCUGAACGUUGUGGGACAGAAUUUUGGUGGCACAAACAUGACCAAUGUAGUCAUGGCGCCAAGAGUUGUACAAGUGGCUAUGAACACUGUACCAGCCACAUCGACUGUGACUGCUUCACCUGUAACUACCUCAACAACUGCUGUGGCAUCACCGACAGUGCCAACUAAGGUACUCAUGAUGUCACCCAGUUUCAUCGACCCAAGGACAAUGAAAGCUUUCACUACACCAACGGUAGUUCAGGUACCAGUAACGGUGCCCUUCAAUAGUCUUACAGGAGUGGCUCCAAUGCAAGGUGGCACCCAAGCAUUAUUUGUGCCAAGAGGGGUUGCUACAGGAACGAACCUUCAGCUUGCAGCUCCAAGAAGAGUGCUACAAGUGCAGGUACCAGUGAGCACAAGCACUACAGCAGCACCAAGAAGAGUGCUACAAGUGCAGGUACCAGGGAGCACAAGCACUACAGCAGCACCAAGAAGAGUGGUACAAGUGCAGGUACCAGGGAGCACAAGCACUACAGCAGCACCAAGAAGAGUGGUACAAGUGCAAGUACCAGUUCCCACAAACACUACAACAGCAGCAGCAGCAGCAGGCACAGCAGCCUCAACAUCAACCUCAACAAUGCCAACUGCAGCCCCAACAUCAGUAGCAACAACUGACCUACAAAUGAUGGUGCAAGAAGUUAAUGACUCAAACACCACCAGUGCACCUGCUUCAUCAAAAGUAGUGCAAGUGCCAGUAGCCACGGACAGUACAACAGCAACAGAAGCUAACCCUCAAGCACAAACGGUGUUGCCAAAUAGGCCAUUUGCCUUCCAUUAUAUAGCUCACAAGUUUGUUAAUCUGGGCACAUCAGGGAAUGUUGAGAAUUCCCUGCCACCACUGUCAGCAGCUGUGGCUUCGGCAGCAGGUGAGACUAUUUUAUUUGUACACUCUGCUAAUUUUUGAAGCCACUGGACCCAUAAGCAAUAAAAAUGCAGCUUUCCAGCAGCUGCUAAAAGGAACAAGCUUAGGUCUGAUGCUGCUUUUAAAUUCUGCUUUGUUAAAACUUGCGGGGACAUAAAAACAAGUUAGGGCAGCAAUUUCAUUGUUCACGAGUGUGCAAAAGAAUGAGAAGGACAAUAGCAGAUGCUUAAGAGCGUACGAAUGGGCACUG
Molecule: messenger RNA, 6546 nt
Organism: Rhipicephalus sanguineus (brown dog tick)
Lineage: Eukaryota; Metazoa; Arthropoda; Arachnida; Ixodida; Ixodidae
Product: transcriptional regulator ATRX homolog
Exons: 28
Coding region: 609-6338 (1909 amino acids)
Cellular component (GO): nucleus
Molecular function (GO): ATP-dependent chromatin remodeler activity; ATP hydrolysis activity; ATP binding
Source: RefSeq, a predicted model, not a curated record